This is a messenger RNA of Aureobasidium musti, 198 nucleotides long. Lineage: Eukaryota; Fungi; Ascomycota; Dothideomycetes; Dothideales; Saccotheciaceae. The record is from the annotation of a GenBank genome assembly.
AUGAGCGGUAUUUCUGGAUUCAUGAUUGUCUGCUUGGCUCUUCUUCCCGUCCUCACUGCCUAUGCAUCAGCCAACCCUGCGCUUGUAUCCUCGCCUACGGAUAGAGCCUGCUGGAGCACCGGCGAAGAUGGCGAGAUUAUCUACUCAGCUCCUCUGGUCAUCGAUUGUCUCCCUGACAACCCGAAAUGUGGUGUCUGA